AUGUCUUUCACGGAGACAGUUAAAUGCGAAAUUAUCUUGGAAUACUACUUAUACAAUGAACCUGAUGGGACUAUCACGGUACAGCGGGAUGCGCCGGACGGUUAUCUUAUCUUUGAUCGUAUGUUAGAUUUCUCGGAACUUGUUGAUAAGGUAUGUGGUGUGAUGGAAGUUGAUAGAGAAGGACUGUAUAUUGAUUUUUCUUUGGUAUGGACGGAGAGGUCAGGAAAAGAAUUGUACCCUGAAAAUGUUGAGAGAACAUGCCAUGUUUAUGCAAGUUCAUCUGGCCAGGAUAUUGGUGCCAGCACUAGUGGUGGUAGAACAGUUGAAGACAAUGAAGAUGGAGAUGAAGAUGGAGAUGAAGAUGAAGAUAAAGAUGAAGAUGCAGAUGAAGAUGAAGAUGAAGAUGGCGGGGGUGUCGAAAGCAGUGAUGAUGAGUACGUCCCAUUGGAUGAGGACUCAAAUGACGACACUGAUUUUGAGUCAUCUUCUUCAGUCCCAUAUGUUUUCGACGACAUAAGUGGAUGGGACAAGACUUUAGAGGAAGUAGAUUGUGAUGGGGUUAAAAUGUGGGAUGGCAAUCCGUUGACGCUAGGCCUUGAUAUACAUUUCGCCAACAAGCCUGAGGCACAAGCGGCAGUGGGAGAAUGGAACUUGGUACAUGGUCGGACUUUCCGGGUGAAAACGAGCUCUAAACGAACAUGGUAUAUCGAAUGCGAGACGUGUGGACCCAAAUAUCCGAAAGAGCAUCUUCACGGCUAUGAUUGUCUGUGGAAGGCGCGAGUUUUGCUACAGAAGGCCACCGAUACUUGGAAAAUGGUGGCAAACAUUGAUAUGAUCCAAAAAUGUCAGACUGUUCUACCUCCUAAGCCAAUGAAACUGUAUGAAGAGGCCCGGAAGAAAUCAUUGAGGCAAAAGGUCAACCGGUUUAGUAAGAGAAACCAGAAGUACGAAGUGGUUACAAUAGCACCCGAUAAUCAACCAUGGAAGGCUGAGGAGAAGCAAGUUGUGCUGUAUGCAAAUCGAGAGUGCACUUGCGGAAGGUGGCAGACUUUCAGAUUUCCUUGUUCCCAUGCACUUCGAGUUGCCCGUGAGCUAGGUGACGAUCCCUUCCCACUUUUUGAUCCGUGUUACACUACGCAUCAAUGGUACCAGCAGUUUUCUGGAGAAUUCAACCUAAUCAUGGAACUACGGCCAAAGGCAAAGUGGCAGAUCAGGCCAGAUGACACUAAACUUGUCCACCAUGCUGGCCGAGGUCGGAAGCGUGUGAAUCGGAAAAAAGGUGUGAUGGAUUAUACAAGCAAAUCUGGCCAGCGAAGACUCCAAACUUGCAGUUUAUCCUAUUUGGAGAGGAUGUUUGGAUUUAGGUUCCAGACAGAGGAGUCUAGAUUGACGAGCGUUUCCAUCACUGAAAUAAAGACUCACAUAGAGAAUAAUCCUUUGACGGACCUGUCCCCUGACGAUGCACACCUACAGCGAGCCCGUUGUUUUGUUGGAUGGCUCGUUGGCGGAUUACUGUUCUCAAACACUACGAGAAACAGUUUUCCUCUCGAUCUUGUGCAUUUUCUUCAUACUCCCGAGAUUUGCUCGGAGUACAGUUGGGGUAGUGCGGCACUAUGUUACUUGUAUCGCAGCAUGUCCAAGUCAUCUCUGGCCGCUUCUGCCAAGGCUAUUACCGGCUGUGUGAUUCUUCUUCAGCUCUGGGCCUGGGAGCGGAUUUUGACGGUUCAGCCAAGAUACUGGGUGGGGAUCUCGAUCUAUCUCAUUGUCCAUUGGGCACGAGAUCCGGAGUAUCUCUUGUGGUACCAUCAGGUUACUGUGAAGUAUGUUACGGAUCCGACGGACUCUGAAAAUGCGAGGGGUUUUCACGGCUCUGCAGAGACCUUGCGCCUCAUGACCCGACCUAGCAACAUCCACCACCCAGACCUCCGAGGCCAUGAGCAGUCUCAUAUUCCCUUCACUGGCGGUUCAUCCCAUCAGUCUCCACAUCAGUCUCCACUCCAUUCUCGACAGCAUUCAGCCCAUCAGUCUCCACAUCAUUCUUCGCCGACCCAACAGGCGUUUUACCACUUCUCAGCCAUCAGGCUGAUGACCCAGCUGAGGCGCCAUGAGGAGCAGGGAUCGAGUCAGACUCUAGGGACUCCACCGUUGGCUAAAAAAUCAGACUUUGCAGUCGAGAUUCAGCAACCUAGCACAAGUAUUUUCGAAACAGAAAAUCAAGAACCAGAAACUUCAGUAUCAAAUUGUGAACCCGAAAUUCCAAAUGAAGCAAGUGAAGGGAGUGAACUUGACUCUAGAAAUGAUGAUCUUGGCAAUGUCAAUCCUGAAGCAUUCUAG
Molecule: messenger RNA, 2334 nt
Organism: Oldenlandia corymbosa var. corymbosa
Lineage: Eukaryota; Viridiplantae; Streptophyta; Magnoliopsida; Gentianales; Rubiaceae
Source: the annotation of a GenBank genome assembly